Messenger RNA from Linum tenue, 1292 nucleotides. NCBI's taxonomy places the organism in Eukaryota, Viridiplantae, Streptophyta, Magnoliopsida, Malpighiales, Linaceae. The record is from the annotation of a GenBank genome assembly.
UUUUGUUCCCUUCUUCGCAGUGCCACAGCCCACAAGCAACCUUCACCCGCUAUUUCUCCUUGUAAACUCCAAUUCUCUCUCUCUCUGGAAGCAGCAGACGCAGAAAUAGCAAUUGAGUUGUCAAGGAUUAGAAGAAGAAGAAGAAGAAGAAGAAGAAAACCAUGUCGUCCCCGAGCAAACGCAGAGAGAUGGACUUGAUGAAAUUGAUGAUGAGUGAUUACAAGGUAGAGCUGAUCAAUGAUGGGAUGCAAGAAUUCUAUGUUCAUUUCCAUGGACCCAGUGACAGUAAUUAUCCUUACCAUCGGCACCUUCCUUAUUCUCUAGUCUUUUCUGGGGCUGUGUUAAUUUUCGGCUUCAUAUUUGCUGACUCUAUGGGGGAUGAUAUGGAGAUGUGGGAACAACAUAGUUUCAGGUUCCAUUGGCUUUUUUUUGUGGGUUCUUAUAGCCCAAUUGACAAUAAUUAGGCCUCAGAUUGUUCUUGUUGUACUAGGUUUCAGCUGUUCGUUCACCUUUCUUACUGGUGUUUCUUGACCCUUUUGUGGAAAUCCCAGUUUUAUACUGAUAUAUAUGAUAUCCUCUUUUGGUGUAAUGGGUUUAUACUGCAAGGUCCAUACGAUGGUGGAGUGUGGAGAAUUCGAGUCGAGCUGCCGGAUGCUUACCCCUACAAAUCCCCGUCAAUAGGUUUCAUCAACAGGAUCUACCACCCUAAUGUUGAUGAAAUGUGUGGCUCAGUUUGUUUGGAUGUCAUAAAUCAAACUUGGAGCCCCAUGUUUGAUUUGGUGAAUGUGUUUGAAGUGUUUCUUCCACAACUUCUCUUAUAUCCUAACCCAUCGGAUCCGUUGAACGGUGAGGCUGCUGCUCUCAUGAUGCGCGACCGCUCAGCCUAUGAACUCAGAGUUAAAGAAUACUGUCAGAAAUAUGCAAAGCCAGAGGAUGCUGGAGCAACGGCAGAGGAAAAGGAGAGUGAUGAGGAAUUGAGUGAAGAUGAGUACAUGUCCGAUGAUGAGAUGGCUGGGCAAGCUGAUCCUUGAAGCAGAACUCGGCGGCCUGGCCUCUUCUUUGCCCUUACAAUGUUGUAUCAUAUGUAAAUUAUGAUUGUAUAAUUUGGAUUGUUAACUUCAGCUGCACCAUCAAAAGCCUGCUGAUAUCUUUGCCGGGCUUUGAUAUUGUUGUAGAACUGCAGCCCUGAAAUGCUGCUGCUACUGUCAAUUUGUACAUACAUUUCAAUCAUCUUUGUCAAUUGGACAUAUCAAUCUGUGUAUCAUUUGUACAUACAAUAAAAUCCCUGCUAC